AUGCUGGUAGAACUAGGAAUCCAAUAUGUGGAAAUUUUAGGAGAUUCCAUGCUUGUCUUGAAACAGAUUGUUGGGGAAUACAAGUGCCUAAGUCCUUCUCUAGCUGUCUACUUGGUGGCAACUAGGAAUCUUCUAACAGAAUUCAGAGAAGCUACUUGGGAGCAUAUCCCGAGGGAAGAAAACUUUGCAGCCAAUGAAUUGGCUCAGAUAGGGAAGAAAAGCCUACCAUCUGUUCUGACCAGGGGGAUGGAAAUAGAUGUCAAUUCUGCCGUAAUCACUGAAGAUGAUUGGAGAAAUCCUAUCAUGACUUACUUACGAUAUCCAACCCUGCCCUCUGAGAAGAGAAUCAGAAUCAUGGCUUUGAACUACCUUAUGUGGAAUGAAGAUUUGGUCCGAAAGAGUAAGGAUGAGGUACUUUUAAGGUGCCUUGGAAAGAAAGAAUACAUGAAAGUCAUGGGGGAAACUCAUGAAGGAAUCUGUGGAGCUCAUCAAGGUGGAAGGAAAAUGUGCUGGUUGAUCAGAAGGUAUGGCUACUUCUGGCCAACCAUGAUGAAAGAUUGCAUUGACUAUUCCAAGGGAUGUGAGUCUUGUCAAAGGCAUGGCCCAAUCCAGCAGGCUCCUUCAGUUCCCAUGAAUCCAGUGGUAAAGCCUUGGCCCUUUAGAGGAUGGGCAAUGGAUCUCAUUGGCAAGAUCUAUCCAGCCAGCAGUCAGCAGCACUGUUUUAUCAUUGUUGCUACAGACUACUUCACUAAAUGGGUGGAAGCCGAGCCUAUUAAAUCCACUACACCUCAAGAGAUCAUCACUUUCAUAGAAGAACAGAUUAUAUAG
Prunus armeniaca (apricot) is the source of this 828-nucleotide messenger RNA. Lineage: Eukaryota; Viridiplantae; Streptophyta; Magnoliopsida; Rosales; Rosaceae. The record is from the annotation of a GenBank genome assembly.